CAACCUUCAGUCUCAACGCUGGCAAAAAUGUUCAAUUUUAUCUGUUAUAAAUAUCUACAAUAUACCGUCCGUUUGCAGAACGAUGUAAAUGGGACUUUCUGCGGCUGCUAAUGGGGUUUCAUAAAGGAUCGAGAUUGACCCCUGGAUCACGGAUUCUAAAAGCGAUUUGGAACCUGGGAUAAAAUGUGAAAUAGUCCCAUCACGGACGCGUAUUCUUAAAACUUCGUCGUCAUUUCCAAUUCGUGCUAUGUUCUGUCCGUUAUUUUUCAUUUCUUUUUAAAAAUUUGGCGGGCUUUUAAAAUUUGAAAAAAAGAUCGGUUGAAAUAUCAAAAUUUGGCGCCGUUAUUUUCCGCCCUCACUCCGUGGAGUCUCCGGAUUGGUGAGUUCAGUAGAUAUCUGAUUGGUGAUAUGAACAACAUUAUAUGACGCAGCACAAAGUGACCAAUCAGCAAUGCCCGCAGCAACAUUCAUCCCGAAGCUAUAAGAAAAGCGAAUGGGAGAGGAUUUCCUCAUUCUCUGUGAAAGUGUGAGAUUGUGGAAAUGUCUGGAAGAGGAAAGACCGGUGGUAAAGCUCGAUCCAAGCCCAAGUCCCGCUCCUCCCGGGCUGGACUGCAGUUCCCGGUGGGCCGUGUUCACAGGCACCUGAGAAAGGGCAACUAUGCUGAGCGUGUGGGUGCCGGAGCCCCGGUCUAUCUGGCUGCUGUGCUGGAGUAUCUGACGGCUGAAAUCCUCGAGCUGGCCGGUAACGCGGCCCGGGACAACAAGAAGACCCGCAUCAUCCCCAGACACCUGCAGCUGGCCGUUCGCAACGACGAGGAGCUCAACAAGCUGCUGGGAGGGGUGACCAUCGCUCAGGGCGGGGUGCUGCCUAAUAUCCAGGCCGUGCUGCUGCCCAAGAAAACCAGCGCCGCUGCGGGCUCGAAGACCAAGUGAAGCGGCCAUUCUUUAAUCUAAUAACCCAAAGGCUCUUUUCAGAGCCACUCACAGGAUCAUUGAAAGGGUUGCUCACUGUCAGCAGAUGGAGUUAUUGUAACGGUGGAUUUAUCUGUUUCUGAUUUGUUUACUUGUGUUUUCAGUUCCCUCUCUCCAUUGCGCUGUUGCUCUGCUCCCACAUCCCGCUUUAGUGAACUGAAGAAUUGAAGGACAGAGUCAAGUCGACAUUUUCAUAAAUAUUUCAGUCACAAAUAUCGAGUUUGUCCCGGUACAUUCAUGAAAACUAUGAAAAAUGUCACGACUGGUGCAUUAAAUGCUUUGUUUUUACUCUCGGGUGACCUGAACGCCGCUCCAGGAACAGAGCAAACUCGGAAACGGAGCGGACAUGUUCUGGCUGAUCUGUUUAUUCCGCAGUUUUCCCAGAGGCCGGAAUCAGUGAGAGUUGAGCACUCACAGGACCUGAGUCCAUUGCAGCGGUUUCAGAUCUGCACCCGCCCCCAUCCCCCCCGGUCUCCCUAUUCUCAGGACACAAAGCUGCCUGUCCGAUGCGGUUUGGUGUCGGUGAUUCUCUCUGCACUCCCUGUUGUAACAUUCCCGGCCGCUAUUAAUGGAGAGGAUCAGAAAUCACCCGUUUUUCUCAGUCCCCAUGAAGUCUGUGUGAAGGAGUUGGUUGGUAAUCUGUGUUUUUGCUUUUCCACUGAUUUGAGCUGAAUUAAGUUGCUGAACGGGGUCUUAUUACCGCCGGUUACAGAUAAGAGAUUGACACAUUCAAACUGGCGUUCAGUUAUUUUGUAUUUUUUCUGUACUGAAAUUGGCGGGCAUUUCGAAUUUGAAAAUGUAAGCCAAUCCAAACUUCCAAUUUCUUCUCCCUGGCUCUCCGAUUGGUUAGGAAUUUGAUUGAGAACAGAGUAUCCAAUUAAAGCUACAGAGUCUCAAA
Molecule: messenger RNA, 1870 nt
Organism: Carcharodon carcharias (great white shark)
Lineage: Eukaryota; Metazoa; Chordata; Chondrichthyes; Lamniformes; Lamnidae
Product: histone H2A-like
Exons: 1
Coding region: 541-933 (130 amino acids)
Cellular component (GO): nucleosome
Molecular function (GO): protein heterodimerization activity; DNA binding; structural constituent of chromatin
Source: RefSeq, a predicted model, not a curated record